Messenger RNA from Lentinula edodes (shiitake mushroom), 1731 nucleotides. RefSeq lists its product as uncharacterized. The record is from RefSeq and is a predicted model, not a curated record. The transcript has 11 exons. NCBI's taxonomy places the organism in Eukaryota, Fungi, Basidiomycota, Agaricomycetes, Agaricales, Omphalotaceae. The coding region runs from base 1 to 1731 and encodes 576 amino acids.
AUGACACCAAUUGAUUAUUCGCGUCUCAAGGUGACACUUCAAGGUCACUAUUACUACCUGCGCCGUGAAGGCCCAUUGCCCGAGGGCUGUGGAUGGUUCACUCUCAAUGAGAAGAAGACGUACUGUGCUCCGUUGAUGGCGGGACAAGACACGCCGACCACGGUACCCUUUCAGAUUGUGGGCUGGGUUGGAACGAACCUGAACAAUACUGGGAUCUUCGGAGGGUGGUCACCGACCGGACAAUAUGCACCCGGUAGUUCGCGGCGCACGUUUCAACUGGGACCACCGUUGUCGGGUGUCUUUCGCGACAAUUGGACCGCAGCUAUCACCAAGUUGAAAGAAGUUCAGACAGCAGGAGCGAACAACACUCGAAAAGUUCGAUAUCUCUUUGUCCAUGAAAAUGUACCUCCGUUGGAUAGCCUGAUCAGGCUCGGUUGUAAAGUAUUCUGUGAUCUUGAUGAAGGAGAAGGUCCUGAUGAGCUGCUAUCUUUGUCGAUUCCGGCUGACAAGAAGGGGAAUGCGGAGUGGGUGGAAAUAAAACAGACCAACAUUGCUGGUGCUACUGUCCGCAUGACGUUUGGGCUUCGUUGCUGGCGUUUCAAUCCAAAUGAGCCGUUUUCAUUUGCAGCUGACAUCGUCCGCAUUGAUUUGCUAAGCACACCUCAUGAAGAUUGUGGCCCUCGUAUUGGAUUUCCUGUUACACCCCCAAUAAUACCUCAAAGAGGCUUAACCUCUUCGAAUCCGGGUCAUACCCCUUCAUACCGAAGCCAGCCUCUGUUUGCCUUACAAGAUAGUGGAGGGAGCCAAACUGACCGCGCCUUGCUUACCAGUGGAGGUCCCAAUGGUUCCCCCCACACCCCAACUCGUAAUCCACCUCGCUACGCUAUGAACUAUGUCUCUCUGAUGCCUGAGGGUCAUGCCAUUAACUCACCCUAUUAUGGUGUCAUGCAGUCCUUUCAUGGCGGGUCACAAAGUCCUGACGGUGGGCUUGGCGCCGCCUUUCAAAUUACCAGUGGUGGUUUCACACCUGGCAGUAUGGAACCUCAACGCUUCAAUAUGCCGUUUGAUAGCACCAACGCGCACCCUAAUCUGAGUGGUAAUGGUGGAGCUGGAGAAUACCGCUAUGGAUGGAAUGGCGGAGAGGGAAUGAACAUUCCCAGCGAAAACAACAAGUCCGGUGCCAAUUAUCAUGGAACCCUUUCAAGUGCGAUACUUACAGCAGAUGGUCAAAGCACCAAAGUCAACAAUGGAGGUACGGAGACUGCGCCUGGUGCGAUUGCGGGCUCCGGGACUCCAAGCAGCAGUGCAGGCAGUGAUAAAAUGGAUUUUCCUCUUCACCGCCAAGUACCCUUAGUACCUCAGUACAACAACCCAGUGAACACAGCUCCUCAAUACGUAUACACAGAUUUCUGGAUACCCCCGACAUUUAAUGGGAUUAGCACUGAUAAAGGAACAUUCGCUUCGUUGGGACGCCGUUCUGUCGAAGUCCGCGAUGGCCAAGGACGUGAAACAGUCUUCAGUGUCUAUACAGAAUUACAGGACAAACCAAGUGUCCGUGAGCGGCGACUCAACCAGGCCGUCCAACGCUGCAUCGAAAACGGAAGGGCGCCAAGGGGAAAUGUUCUUGUCAUUAAGCACUGGGCAGGAUGCAUGGACUUCACAGAUAUUGAAUGCUGGGACAGAGGCAUCGUCAACGACAUAUUCCAAUCAAUGUUCGGUGCCAGUGCAUGA